Molecule: messenger RNA, 1937 nt
Organism: Saprolegnia diclina VS20
Lineage: Eukaryota; Oomycota; Saprolegniomycetes; Saprolegniales; Saprolegniaceae
Exons: 10
Coding region: 30-1916 (628 amino acids)
Biological process (GO): proteolysis
Molecular function (GO): tripeptidyl-peptidase activity; serine-type endopeptidase activity
Source: RefSeq, a predicted model, not a curated record
GGCGGUUUCUACGUUUCACCAAAAGUCGAAUGCGCACUCUGUGGCUCAGCUGGGUGACCACGGUCGCCGCCCUCGAUCAUGGUGGCUGGACACGCCUUGGACGCGCGGGCAGCGGCGUCUCCUUGGAUUUACGCUUCGCUCUCCGUCCGGCGCAACCCGAUGCUCUUGCGGCGCAACUGGCGGCCGUCUCGGACGUGCACUCGCCUUACUUUGGCCAAUACAUGUCGUCGACAGACCUCCGAGACCUCGUUGCGCCAAGCGUCGCGGCCUUGGCUGCUCUCGAUGCGCUUCUGGAUGGUUUCAAUGCGACGUCGGCCGGCCACGGCGAGUACGUGCGCGUGACGCUGCCCGUCGCGGUGGCGGAAGACCUCUUCGCCACCGAGCUGCACGAAUACAGACGAGGCGACCGCCGCGUCGUUCGUCCGUUCGGUGCCUACGCCGUGCCAGCAUCCAUUCGGGACCACGUUCUGCUUAUCGACGGCCUUGAGCACUUCCCGACGGCCUUUCGACGACAGUCGACGACGCUGACCUCCGCCAGCAUCGAUGACGGCAUCUCGAUCAGCGCCAUCCAGCAGCAGUACGGACUCCCCGUAGGCCGCGCUGCCACGGACGUACGCAACCAACUCGUCGUUGGCGCCUUUCUCAAGGAGGCCUACCGCGCAUCGGAUCUUCAGGCGUACUAUGCACGGAACCACGUGGCUUCAAGCGCGCUGCCAAAGAGCGUGCAGUGCGCUGGCGGCGGUGGCGAUGACGCGCCGGCCACGGGCGAAGCAUCGCUUGACGUGCAGCUCGUCAUGGGGCUCACGGCCAAUGCCGAGACGUCGGUGUUUUGCUACAACUCGUAUCGCGAUGCGACGCGACCGUUUGGCGACGACAACCAAGAGCCCUUUGUCACGUUCAUGCACGACAUCAACGCCAUGGAGCCAGCACCGUCCGUGGUGUCGAUCAGUUAUGCUGACGACGAGUGCGCGGUGCCACCGGCAUACAUUGCAGCGUUGGAUGCCGAGUUCAUAAAAGCGGGCCUGCGAGGCACCACUGUUGUCGUGGCCAGUGGGGACAACGGUGUUGUCGGGAGCACGCUCGUCUCAUUUUGUGGUCGGCCGACAUGUGCUCGCUUCGAGACGGGGUAUCCAGCGUCGUCGCCGUAUGUGCUUUCAGUCGGCGGCACGCAGCUGGUGGGAGAUGUUGAGAGCGACAGCAAACAUUACAAAGAAGAAGUUGUGUCGACGGAUACGAAUGGCGCCAUCACGUCUGGAAGCGGCUUCAGCUGGUACGCCUCCCGACCCUCGUAUCAGGACAACGUUGUUCAAGCCUACAACCUUCGCCAGAAAGAGGCUUUCGAUGCAGAAAAAAGCAAAGGAAAAUACAAUAGCGACGGGCGCGUCUUCCCUGACGUCGUCGCCAUUGGGCACAACGUCCCGAUCGUUGUCGGCAAUAUGAUCGAAUGGACGGACGGCACGUCGGCGUCGGCGCCCAUCGUUGCUGCCGUCCUCAAUCAAGUCAACAAAGACCGUCUGCAGCGCAACCUACCGUUGCUGGGCUUUGUCAACCCGUAUCUGUACAAGCUCUACGAUGUCUGCCCGCACAUCUUUCGGGACAUUUCUGUCGGCAACAACAAAUGCGGCGGCCAUGGCCAAGUAUGCUGCGACUCUGGCUUCUCGGCGGCGGCUGGGUGGGAUCCGCUCACUGGACUUGGCGCAAUUCAAUACGAUCGAUUCGUGGAGGACAUGAGCGCCUGUGAAGCCCGCAUGCACGAAAAAGCCCUGCUUGUCUCGAGUGGCGAACGGCGUGACAUGACCCUUUAUGUGGCCGGCGGCGUCGUGCUGCUCGCAACGCUCCUUGCGCUCCUGACGAUGCGCGGCCGCAGCCCCGUCAUGGACGAUAGCAUCCAUCUCGAUUACAAACUCGUCGAUUAGGCUAUACAAUUGUAUUUCUUU